GCCGCGGCGCCGCGCCGGGCCGUAUGUGCAUGCGGAUUGAACGGAACGUACGUGGGGUGAUCGUCGGAACUGCAUUGAAACAUUUUGCUUGUAUCUUCAGAUGUGGAUAUGGCCGGAAAGCCUGUUUUGUAUUCCUACUUUCGAAGCUCUUGUUCAUGGCGAGUUAGAAUUGCUUUGGCAGUCAAGGGCAUAGAGUAUGAAUAUGCAGCAGUGAAUUUACUGAAGUCAGAACACAAGGGAGAGAAAUACCUGUCACUGAAUCCAAACGGUCAGGUUCCAGCCAUGCAUAUUGAUGGAAUGGUGCUAACGCAGUCCAAUGCCAUCAUUGAGUACCUUGAUGAGACUCGAGAGGGACCAUCCUUGCUACCUAAAGAUCCUAAGAAACGAUUCGCUGCUCGACAACUGUCUCAGAUCAUUUCUUGUGGUAUUCAGCCCCUUCAGAAUUUAAGUGUUUUACGUUACAUUGGUGAGGAGAGGAAAGUAGAAUGGGCUCAGAAGGUGAUUUCAGAUGGUUUUGAGACAUUUGAGAAGAUUGUUGAGCAAACAGCAGGGAAGUACUGUGUUGGGGAUGACAUCACCAUGGCAGAUCUUUGCCUUGUACCUCAAGUCUUUAAUGCUAACAGGUUCAAAGUGAAUAUGUCCAACUACCCUAUUAUUUCAAGAAUUAAUGCUGCUUUACUGGAACUAGAUGCUUUCAGUGUGGCCCACCCCUCCAAGCAACCUGACUGCCCAGAUGACUUGAGAUAAACAGGAAAUCUGUGGCUGUUGAUGGCAAGGAUAAACAUGGAUGUGAGUGGGUAAAUUCAAGAGGCAUGGGGUGUUAAUAUGGUAUUUGGUUUUGGACUCUUAGAUCAGUGUUACUUGGUUUCUAUACAAUGAGUCAAUUUUGUAUUUCAAAAAGGCAAGGUCAUUUGAGGACAAAAUGUCUGACUUCAUGCCAGCGUAAACAUUGCAUAUAGGGCCAAUGCAUAUUCAUAGCUGUACUUGAAUGAUCUUUAAUACUUUGUGCAUGUUCUGUCUGUAUACCUAUCUCGCACAUUUCCUUUGGAGAAUUUAGGGAUUUCCAGCGUAAACAUGUUGAAUUUGAAUUCUGUUUCUUUGUCACUCUGAUGUGUUAUUUGCUUUUAUACUACUUCCAAGUAAAACCCCGCCAUCUGAUUGGUGAACCACAGAUCAUGUGACAUGAAAUAUUCUGACCAAUACAUGGUGUGCAUGCACCACAAAACAAUAUGUAAUGCAACAACUGGCAAAAACUGUGCGUUUGCAAAAACCCAACUUAGCAUUAUUUACACACAUUUCUGUGGAUGGCGUUGACCUUUGUCUGAAAUUCUCAGUUAAAUUUUGAAUUUUUGUUAUUAUAGCUCUUUUAUAAAAUGCAUGUAUGGUAGAAUUGGUAGAAAUUCGUUCUGAAUUCUCCACCAGGGAGAUUAACAUUGAAUAUUGACAUGAUUUUGCCUGGAGCUACAAUUGUAGAAUUUAAUGGCCUGUACCUCUACCAGUAGUUGCUGGACAAGGCUUUAUGCAUGUUUUAUACGAUUUGGUGCAAAGUGCUGUCAGUGAUAGGAUUUGGCAGAGAACACAGUGCUGUGAGUGAUAGGAUUUGGCACACAACACAGUGCUGUCCGUGAUAUGAUUUGACACAGAACACAGUGGUGUCAGUGAUAGGAUUUGACACAGAACACAGUGCUGUCAGUGAUAGAAUUUGACACAGAACACAGUGCUGUCAGUGAUAGAAUUUGACACAGAACACAGUGCUGUCAGUGAUAGAAUUUGACACAGAACACAGUGCUGUCAGUGAUAGGAUUUGGCACAGAACACAGUGCUGUCAGUUCCGUUCACAAACUUUCAUAUGAAACCAGAAAAAGUGUUUUUAACUGGUUAAUAGCUUUACCAGCCAUUUCAAUCCACCCACAUGAUCGGCUCUUGACCAAUAGGAAUCGAUAAACUGAGCUGUUUAUGAAUUGCCAAUAAGGCCAAGAAAAAAAGGCUCUAGUUUCUGGUCAGGGGCUGGCUCCAAAAGUGGUGCGGUGACACAUUUUUUUUCCUAGAAAUGAUAUACAUUGCGACUGUAUGCGCACGUACUGCCAACACUGAAAUAGACUGGCCCCCUCAAUACAAAGGGCAUAAGACCACCUCAUUUAUCUGGUUCCUAAAAGUACAUGUAUAGUACAGAAAUGACAUCAUCUGAAAAGAGAAAAAGAGUGCCUGACUAAAUGUAUGGGGCUAAGAGGGACUCCUUUACUGUACCCAUUACUCAACCUUACCCCAUCUAAAACAAGUUAAAAUUAUGCAGUAGCAGGAUUCCAGUUGAUCAAGAAAGUUUGGCAGCUUUUGGACAUCACAUUAUGCCACAUCAAAUACUUUUUUUGCCGACGUGAAAUGAUGACACACGUGCUAACCAGAAACCACAGACCUUUUUGGGCCUAGUCGUGUGUAUGUGCAAUCAAAUACACGUAAUGCUUUUCAAGCUGGACUGGCUUCCAUAUCCCUAAUGCGUUCAGUGAUUUCAAACUGUAUUGACAUUCAACAUACACCAGGUAGGCUGAAGGCUGCCCUCUCUAGUUCAGGGAGGGAGAUGAUAACCAUCCAUUGUACCAAUUACAUGUAUUCGUAUUAACAUCUGAUCUUUCUUGCUGUUUAGUGUCUUUUUUAAUCUCCAGAACUGAAUGAAUUUUUUUUUUUCAGAAGAGUUAUAUCUGAAAUAAUUUGAGUUUAAUCAGUAAAACUUGCAGUUCAGGUCUAGUGAUUUUUCAGUUUAGCUGUAAAUGGGGUCAAGUAAUGUGGUCAAGCUGUGUUUUAUGUUGAAAGAGACUUACGAAACGACAAGUCAGACAGUUUUAACAGUUUUUACAGCCUGUGAUAUUUCUGCUUCUGUAGAUUUUAUUGAAAAAUAUUUUGAGAGACAGGUUCAUUCACCUCUGCAGCUCUAAAAAGUAUAGCUCCAUGCUUUACCCAUAUACAGUAGAAAUCCACUGAAUGAUAGAAGUAAUUAGCAUCUUAAACUUCUUAUUGGUACCAACUUUACGAUUAUCAUAAAGAAAAACAGUUAUUUUCAUUGGCAAAUCAUUGAUGCUAACUUUUGCUUCAAAUGUUGUUUGCAAUUGUACAUGUAUCUUGGCUUGAAAAUUAUGUAAGCUGUGUUUGCAUAUAAAUUUUUUUGAGUAGCAGUAUUUCAUACAUAAAAGUACUCAAAUAAGGACUUUUAAUGUAAAAAACAAUAGUAUUUAAAUCAGCAACUUGAGAUGACUUCCAACAUCGAGAAUUAUUUUUUCCUACCUCCAUGGUAUAAUGAGUGAUGUGAGUGAAUGCAUGUACUCAAAAUAUACCUCCGUGAAUAUACAAGCUUACCGAGAUGUUUGGAACAGGUGCAUGUGGUCCACAGCUAGACAUUUUAUAAGGAAUUCUUGAAAACACAAGUGUGAAAACUUGUAUACUCACCUGUGGUCAAUUUGCCAGACCACUGCAACUGUUUAAACACCUGGGAACAGUGAUGGUAAACCCAGGCUGAGAUCUCAGCUGUUAUGUGAGGAACAGGUUCUGCAUGAGUACCCCAGUAUGUCAGCCAAAAGGUAUCUACAGCUCCAGCUAACUGUCACAGCUCCAUUGUCCCCAUCAGUCUCCUAACCACAUUAUCCAAAGAAUAGUUUGUUUUCUGUUGGCUUUCAUGCAGCUUAAAGCUCUUGAUUCUCAAGUGUAUGAAGUGUAACAGUGUUGCUAAUGGCUGAAAAGACAGUUCAGUGAGGAUGCUCUCGCGUGCAGCCGAUAGGGUGAGGGUCAGGGAGUAUAUGGUCAUUUCUCCAGCCAGCCUAAUUGGUAACCGAACUCGGAACCGGCUCAGACGAGGUAAAUGUCUUUUGAAGGGUCUGAGCACACACCCAACAAUAGGCCCUAGGUUAGGAUGUCUGCAUCAUACAUGAGGACAAACUUGUUGCCGGACCUUUAAUUAGUUUGUAUGGGGACUAGAUUAGAUAGUUUGGCAGCUUUUGACUAGGCUGUCAACGCUUUAAUUGAAUUGCGAGAGAAACGGCUGGCCAGAGUGUUGAGCCGAAAUAUAGAGGGCUGGAGAAAAAUGGCCAAGUUGACAUUUGGAUGAAUUUAUAACUUAAAUACAAGAAUCUGAAAAGGUUCUUUAGUAAUGAUUUAUUGCUUUAUAGUAAGUUUUAUUUCAGUUGUUUGUUAAUGUGACCAUUACUUCAAAAUGACGAAGACCGUAAUUUUCAAAUUUAAUACAUGUACAUUUAAUGUAACUGAAACGUAGAGUACUCUGACGAGAACUGAUAUGAAUUCUGUAUUAUUUGGGGGUUUCAAAGAAUAUAAUUCUUUUGAAAAA
This is a messenger RNA of Acanthaster planci (crown-of-thorns starfish), 4330 nucleotides long. RefSeq names its product glutathione S-transferase zeta 1 (gene gstz1). Lineage: Eukaryota; Metazoa; Echinodermata; Asteroidea; Valvatida; Acanthasteridae. Gene Ontology annotation, molecular function: glutathione transferase activity; maleylacetoacetate isomerase activity. Gene Ontology annotation, cellular component: mitochondrion; cytoplasm. Gene Ontology annotation, biological process: L-phenylalanine catabolic process; glutathione metabolic process. The record is from RefSeq and is a predicted model, not a curated record.